CAAAUGUGCACGUGGCGGUAUACAUCGAGUUUGCUAUUCAAGUCGGCUUAUCGCUAUUGUGUCCUCUUCUAUCAUUCUCCUCCACACCUCCCCUAUUCUCGCACUCUUCCUCUCCCCUCGCCUUCCUCCUUCCUCGCACACCCCUUUUCUAUCCUUUUGUCGCUCUCUUCUCGCUUCGUCUAGUCUCAAGCUCGCGUAUUAGCGGGUUCUCUCUUGACUCUCGUCGCAACUUUCGACCUCUCGCCUCGCGAGAACAUUGGUCGUCUCUUUAGUUUACGUUCGACGACGCGAUCGGCCGGUCUGUCGGUCUCUUGCAAAGGUCCACAGAUAUCUCUUACAUCGGCGGAGUUAAUCGGCGGGAAUCAUCGUCGAUAACGAUGACGAUCGACGGGGAGGCCGGAGGGCCGGAGGACGCCUGUAACGGUUUCGUUCCGGGCAAUAACGUCGCGCCGAUGAUUUACGCGAUCGAUCGCGCCGAGCCGAACGGCUCCGAGGAGUCGACUGUCGCGGCGGCGAGCUAUGUCGAUCGGACUGCCGACGACGACAUUUCCGGUUUGAGCGAGACCGAGGUCAACCCCCUGUUGUUGGCCGGUACCAACGGACAGAGCGCGACAGUGACGAUCGAUGCGUCGAUCGGCAAACCGAGAAGAACGGGCAAGGUAGUAGCGGCGCAGACAGUGCGGACGAUGGACAACAACAAGAGCCGAUGGCCGAACAGAUCCGAGGUGGGUGGCCCUGCGAGCGAUGGGACAGCGGCCGCGGGGCCGCCGGACGGUGGUCUCAGAGCCUGGAUGAUCAUGAUCGGCAGCUUCGCGAUCAAUGGCGUGCUCUUUAGCAUCAUCAACACUUACUCCCUCAUUUACAUGGAGCUGCAGAGGCGACUGACGGAAGCCGGCGAAAGCGAGGUGUCUUCCAAAGCAGCUUUGGUGGGUUCCUUGACUAUCGGAACUACGUUUUUCCUGUCGCCAGUCGCCGGUAUACUUACGGAUAAAUUCGGCAUUCAGAUGACUACUUUUGCGGGAGGUGCGAUCGCGUCCGGUGGACUGCUUCUUUCCUCCUUGCUUACAGAUAAGGUGGAAUUGCUCUAUUUAACAUAUGGCGUUAUGUACGGUCUCGGUGCAAGUCUCGCUUACACUCCAAGCCUGGUGAUCUUGGGUCACUACUUUAAAAAAUAUAUAGGAUUAGUGAACGGCAUCGUUACGGCUGGCAGUUCCAUAUUUACGACGCUCAUUCCAUACUUGAUAGAGUUCCUGUUGCGACGUUUUGGCUUGGAGGGAACGCUAAGGAGCUUGGCCGUGCUCACAGCCCUCAUUAUGGCUUGCGCGAUACUUUUUAAGCCGAUACCAGUAAAUGUGCCGCAAGAAGACGAAAAAGGGCCGAAAUCCAAGGCAAAGUUACGAAAUUGCAUGAAAGAAAUUGUGAACGUGUCCAUUUGGAAGCGGAAACGAUACGUCCUAUGGGCAUGUUCGAUUCCUCUUGCUCUCUUUGGAUACUUUGUACCGUACGUUCACAUAGGAAAGUUUGUGAUUAUGACAUUCAAAGAUGCCGAUGGGAAGCUGCCGGUCAUGUGCAUCGGUAUCACUUCCGGCAUCGGCCGUUUGGUUUUCGGCUACAUUGCUGACUUGCCGAAAGUGAACAGAAUAUUGUUACAGCAGAUAUCGUUUAUAAGUAUCGGCAUUCUUACGAUGCUUCUCCCGGUCACCAAGUCCUUCGUCGUACUCCUGAUCAUCUCCCUCGGCAUGGGAUUAUUCGACGGAUGUUUUAUAUCGUUACUCGGUCCUAUCGCGUUUGAUAUUUGCGGUCGCAGCGGCGCAACUCAGGCCAUCGGUUUCCUCCUGGGGAUGUGUUCUAUACCCUUGACAGUGGGUCCGCCGAUUGCUGGGCUUCUGUACGAUCACACCGGUUCAUACGAUCUGCCUUUCCUGUUAGCCGGCGUCCCACCGAUAGUUGGGGCGUUGACAAUGUUUCUGAUAAGAUGUGUCAAAGAGAAUGACGAUAAAACGACGAAUGAUCCUUGCCCGGAGAAUCCUUCGAGUAAAGUGGAUUGCCAGAAUGAGAAAGUAAGAGAUGUUUCGUCGGCGUUUAUAGUUAGUGUCAAGCAAGAAGAUGUAUCAGAAGCGUUAAAGAAAUACAGGACUAUCUGCAAGGACUCGCAAUUGCUUUGGCGCAGCGAAAAUAUCAAGCAGGUCGGCCUGGAAUAUCGCGAGAGCUAUGACAAAUGCAACGUUCACCGCAGGUAUUCGGAGAGUGUACCUUUGCUUCAUCAAGAAAGAAUAUCCAGGCGAUAUCCAAACACGAGUCUCUUCAAACGCGAACAACGCGACAAGAUUGUUCGAUAUACAGCAAGAAAUAUGCCGGUUAUUUCAAACUAUCAGAAAGCAUGCCGUCACCUCACAUAGGGACAAGCGUCACGACCGCGCCCGAAUCUAGCUUCGGACGAGUAAACGAGAUCAUCGAUGCUUCUCAUAUUUUGACACAGACGAAAGAAAUUCAGUCGCGCCACGUGGCACGGCUUUUAAGAUAACAUUGCAAUUUUGAUCAUGUCACGUCCGUUCUUUCUGUUGAUUUGUUAAACGGAAAUUAUGGAGAAAUUAUGGAGAAAUUUUUUUUUCUUUAAUUUUAAUCUAAUGAAUAUUCACUUGUGCAAGAAAGAAACAGCGCGAUUCACAUGCAAGCGUGAUUUUGUAUUUAUUCAUAAACAAACGCGUAUUGGUUCCGUACAUGCCGCUCUUGCGUGGUUUGCAAUAAUUUAUAUAAUUAUCGACAUAAUUAUAUAAUGUAAUUCUAUAAUAUUCUCCAUGAGAAAAUGUAGCAUGCAUCAAAUGGAUCAACAUAUAAAAAUAACGUGAAGUGAAAACAAAAAAAAGUGCGAGUGUGAAUGAAUGAAAAAUGUAUGUUUAUGUGUGUGUGUGUGUGCGUGUGCGUG
Harpegnathos saltator (Jerdon's jumping ant) is the source of this 2926-nucleotide messenger RNA. RefSeq names its product monocarboxylate transporter 10-like protein kar (gene kar). The coding region runs from base 378 to 2399 and encodes 673 amino acids. Lineage: Eukaryota; Metazoa; Arthropoda; Insecta; Hymenoptera; Formicidae. The record is from RefSeq and is a predicted model, not a curated record. Gene Ontology annotation, biological process: transmembrane transport. The transcript is spliced from 9 exons. Gene Ontology annotation, molecular function: transmembrane transporter activity.